Molecule: messenger RNA, 1920 nt
Organism: Callithrix jacchus (white-tufted-ear marmoset)
Lineage: Eukaryota; Metazoa; Chordata; Mammalia; Primates; Cebidae
Gene: FGF20
Product: fibroblast growth factor 20
Molecular function (GO): growth factor activity
Source: RefSeq, a predicted model, not a curated record
GGGCUCUUUUUAGCGCCGAUCUAUCACUGCAAAGCUCACAUCAAAGGUUGUUGCAGGGACGCAGCUGAACAGCAUCACCACUGUCCCAAAGACAACCCCAAAGAGGGGCCUCGAAGUUGCUGGCUGGAUUUGGCCAAGUGCAGGAAUGAUUUUUGCUAGGGCACGGAUGGAGAAGAGCCAAAGGCCUCUUUUGGUCACUUCCGAAGAGCAAAAACGUGUUGAGAGGAGGCCGGUUUAAGAUUUCAAACAGAACCUCCCCAGCGCGCAUGAAAGGACUUGAUUAGCAUAUGUCAAGAGGACCCGCUUAUAUACUCGGUGUGUAUGUACACAGGACUCUGAUCUGAUCAGUUUGCGGAGUUGGAGCCCCAGCCCCCAGCCCCAGUCCUAGUAUUGGCAGCGGCAGCUAUAGAUAUUUCGGCAGAGCCAGCAGCCUGCUCCCACCUACCCAAGGAGAGAAGAUCGCUCCAAGACAGGGAGAGCUUCCCUGCCAUUUCAGUGCAAAGUCUCUCCAGCGACCUCAGAGGAGUCACCGGGCCUUAACUUUUUGAGCUCGUUUUGCUAUAAUUUUUCUCUAUCCACCUCCAUCCCACCCCCGCAACACUCUUUAUUGGGGGGGGUCUUUUGUGUUCCGGAUCUCCCCCUACAUGGCUCCCUUAGCCGAAGUCGGGAGCUUUCUGGGCGGCUUGGAGGGCUUGGGCCAGCAGGUGGGCUCGCAUUUCCUGUUGCCUCUUGCUGGGGAGCAGCCGCCCCUGCUGAGCGAGCGCAAGAGCGCAGCGGAGCGGAGCACCCGCGGCGGGCAGGGGGCAGCGGAGCUGGCGCACCUGCACGGCAUCCUGCGCCGCCGGCAGCUCUACUGCCGCACCGGCUUCCACCUGCAGAUCCUGCCCGACGGCAGCGUGCAGGGCACCCGGCGGGACCACAGCCUCUUCGGUAUUUUGGAAUUCAUCAGUGUGGCAGUGGGACUGGUCAGCAUUAGAGGUGUGGACAGUGGUCUCUAUCUUGGAAUGAAUGACAAAGGAGAACUCUAUGGAUCAGAGAAACUUACUUCCGAAUGCAUCUUCAGGGAACAAUUUGAAGAGAACUGGUACAACACCUAUUCAUCCAACAUAUAUAAACAUGGAGACACUGGCCGCAGGUAUUUUGUGGCACUUAACAAAGACGGAACUCCUAGAGAUGGUGCCAGGUCCAAAAGACAUCAGAAGUUUACACAUUUCCUACCUAGACCAGUGGAUCCAGAAAGAGUUCCAGAAUUGUACAAGGACCUACUGAUGUACACUUGAAGUGUGUUAGUGACUUUAUGAAAGAGUCAAACCACAGCUAUUCUUUCUUAUCACAGUUCCCAUCAUAAAUAAUAACCCAAGAAGACAUUCAGAAUAUUAGAGUCUAUUUUCUACUGGGAGACUGAAUUUGGAAAGAAUAUUGAGAAAAAACAUUUUGACCAGAAAUAGAUGAUGAUCACUCUUUAUAGAUGGAUUAAGUUCCCUUAGAUACAUGGGCUCAGUCCUUACCAGUAGACUGAAGCCAAUAAUCUGUCAAGUGUGGGUAAUGGGAACCCCCACAUGGUUGCUGCUGGUGCCUCACCUCUCUGGAUUAUGUUUACUUUAAGAUUUAUGUUAAAAAUAGAGACUUCAUGUGGAAGAAAUGGAUUGACUUAGUUAGCCAAGACCAUCACUACAUAUAUUCUGAGGACCUAGUAGAAUUCACAGGUUAUGGCAUUAUAUGUUAAAGCUAAACAAAACAAAACCUGAGUGAAACUAUGAACUAUGAAACAUGCCACACCAAGACAGAACAUUUUUUAAAAGAAUGGACCUAUUUAUACAUUUUCAAUUGGAAAAUAUUUAUUAUAUAUUUAUUUAUUAAAGAGUUUAUUUUUUACUGGGAUAUGAAGAUAAUACAAAGAGUAAAAAACAACAAACGUUU